Myripristis murdjan (pinecone soldierfish) is the source of this 1104-nucleotide messenger RNA. RefSeq names its product RNA binding protein fox-1 homolog 3-like. Gene Ontology annotation, biological process: regulation of alternative mRNA splicing, via spliceosome; nervous system development. NCBI's taxonomy places the organism in Eukaryota, Metazoa, Chordata, Actinopteri, Holocentriformes, Holocentridae. Gene Ontology annotation, molecular function: mRNA binding. The record is from RefSeq and is a predicted model, not a curated record. The coding region runs from base 1 to 1104 and encodes 367 amino acids. The transcript is spliced from 12 exons. Gene Ontology annotation, cellular component: cytoplasm; nucleus.
AUGGCCAACUCGGGCUGCCUGCUGCUCUCCGGCUCUGGGAUGCUACCUCACUCCCUCCAGUGUCCCCCUGCCUUCCUCUACCUACCCGAGGGUAACCAAGAGGCCACCAACCCCCCGGAAGCGAUGGCCCAGCCGUACACCCCAGCCCAGUUCCCGCCUCCCCCACAGAAUGGCAUCCCUGCUGAGUUUGCGGCGCCCCACCCGCUUCCCACGCAGGACUACACCGGGCAGAGCAGGGUCCCUGAGCACGCCAUGACCCUCUACACGCCCACACAGACGCACAGCGAGCCGGCCGGCACCGACAACAGCACGCCCGCCAUCACCGCCACCACGACCGCACCGACAGAUGACGUGACGCAAACAGAGGGCUCUCAGCAGCUCCAGCUCCAGCACUCAGACUCUUCAGAGAAGCAGCAGCCCAAGAGGUUACACGUCUCGAACAUCCCCUUCCGCUUCCGGGACCCCGACCUAAGGCAAAUGUUUGGGCAAUUUGGAAAGAUUUUAGAUGUGGAGAUUAUCUUUAAUGAGCGAGGAUCCAAGGGCUUUGGGUUUGUAACUUUUGAAACAAGCACAGAUGCCGAUCGUGCACGGGAGAAACUAAAUGGUACAAUCGUAGAAGGACGCAAAAUAGAGGUGAACAAUGCAACAGCACGGGUUAUGACAAACAAAAAAGUGGCCAACCCUUAUACGAAUGGCUGGAAGCUGAAUCCAGUGGUAGGAGCUGUCUAUGGUCCUGAACUGUAUGCUGUAACAGGGUUUCCCUACCCUGCCACAGGGGCCACGGUGGCCUAUAGGGGCGCCCACUUGCGAGGCCGGGGGCGGGCCGUGUACAACACGUUCCGCACGGCACCCCCACCACCACCCAUCCCAGCUUACGGAGCGGUGGUGUACCAAGAUGGCUUCUAUGGUGCAGAGAUCUAUGGUGGCUAUGCAGCAUACAGAUAUGCCCAGCCCACCACCACCGCUGCCUACAGUGACAGCUAUGGCAGAGUCUAUGCAACAGCAGACCCCUACCACCAUACAAUUGGCCCUGCCGCCACGUACAGUGUGGGUACUAUGGCUAGCCUAUACAGAGGAGGGUACAGUCGCUUCACUCCCUACUAA